CACACACACACACACACACACAGAAUGAUCGUAUAAAAGGCCGGUGUUUCCCACUCUGAGACAUCAGUCCUGCUCCAGCUUCUUCCACUCAUCCACUGAAAACUGAACAAGAUGGCUUCAAGUCUUUUCUUCACUUUGCUCUUCUGUCUGAACUGUGGACUCUUGGUUGAAGCACAUAUUAAUUGGUUUCUUUUUCCAAAAGUUACCGACUGCACUUGUCCCGUUGGCUGGAAUAAGUAUAAAGGACGCUGCUACGUGUUUAUAGCUGAUGAGCUGAUGUGGUCCGACGCCGAGAACUGCUGCAUCAAAAAAGGUGGGAAUCUGGCCUCCUUCCACAAUUACGAUGAAUACAAAUACAUAAUGGAGCUUGUCAACACCGAGACGGGAUCUUAUAAAAGGACCUGGGUCGGAGGUUGUGAUGCAGCAAACGAAGGUGUGUGGUUGUGGUCCGACGGGUCCAAGUUUGACUACCCCCACUGGGGCACCGGACAACCCAACAAUGCAGGACGAAGUGAAGACUGUAUGGAGAUCAACUUACAUGGACAAGAUAACGUCAACGAUGUCAGAUGUUUCUACAAGCGUCCCUUCAUUUGUGCCAAAACCCUACAAAAGUGCUCCACUUGUCCUUAAAAAUGUGACACUGUCCCACUGAAGAAAUGAUUGGGGAUUAGGUUUCCAUAACUGAUUUAAUCACACACACAUGGUAUAGUUUUAUGAUUGAACUGUAAAGAUUGUUAAAUGUGACUGUUUUGCUUAACUGGAUGAUUAUAUAUUAAUGGCUACAUCCCUGAAAACCAAUUCAACACAUAAGUGAACUUUUAAAUCCUCAUUAGAGUAGGUUUGUGAUGUCUGAGGGGCAUGGCUUCAGUAGAACAGGGACCCCUCCACUGAUGACAUAAUCAAAUAGGCGGAGCCAUGCCUCGGAGCUGUUGUUAAAUUCCUUGUUGUCGGCCUGAACUCUCAAUGAUUUCAUUAAAGCAGACUUCAGCGAAGA
Messenger RNA from Austrofundulus limnaeus, 994 nucleotides. Its product is annotated as galactose-specific lectin nattectin. The coding region runs from base 112 to 630 and encodes 172 amino acids. The transcript is spliced from 7 exons. NCBI's taxonomy places the organism in Eukaryota, Metazoa, Chordata, Actinopteri, Cyprinodontiformes, Rivulidae. The record is from RefSeq and is a predicted model, not a curated record.